Messenger RNA from Anopheles stephensi (Asian malaria mosquito), 4468 nucleotides. RefSeq names its product adipocyte plasma membrane-associated protein-like. The record is from RefSeq and is a predicted model, not a curated record. Gene Ontology annotation, molecular function: strictosidine synthase activity. Bases 499 to 1851 code for a protein of 450 amino acids. The transcript has 2 exons. Gene Ontology annotation, biological process: biosynthetic process. NCBI's taxonomy places the organism in Eukaryota, Metazoa, Arthropoda, Insecta, Diptera, Culicidae.
GUUCUCUCUCGUGUAGCGAUCAGAGGAGUAAUGCCCACCCUAACUUCUUGCAGCGAUUUGGACACCGCUGUGCUUUUGCGGUCUGCUGCCUAAGAACAGGCUUAACCUCGAUAAUGGGGGGGGGAAGGGAGCAGAAGGGGUGGGCACCAAUCGUAGGCUGGGGGUUGUUCGUCUACAUCGACCAUCAAAAACGCGUCUACCCCAUUCGUCGGGGCAUCAUUACAUCGCGGUCCGUCAUCGCGUUCAUCAACGUAGCUGCAGUGCGUCGUCGGUCGGUUCAAUCGUGAACGGGUUCGAUUAUUUAUCCUACGCGCGCUGCUGGAUGAUGUAAUUCGUUCGAAAUAAACAUUUGCACCACUCGAGAACACAAUACGCAGUACGCGAUCGCAAGCUGGAAACGGUUUUUAAAAAUAAUAAUUCGAAACGCGCACAUCAGCUGUGGGAGAGUUCUUCAAGUUCAAGUUCUUCAUUGGUGGCCAUUUUUCCCCGGACUCUGCGAUGGGACUCAAGUCGAAACUGUUUAAGGCGAGUUUGGUGUUGAUGCUGAUAGCGAUUCUGCCGGGACUGCCACCGAAGACGGUGUUCCCGUUUAAGCCGAUCAGCAUCGCACCGGUCCGACCACUUACCGGAGUGUUGGCCCCGAACCAGUUGCUCAACGGAGCCGAACGCUUGCACGAGGGUGGCCUACAGCAACCGGAAGGGGUAGCUGUGCGUGGCAAUGUAACGUACGUUACGGUUUACGGUGGCAAAAUUCUAGAGCUUGGUGAUCAGGGUUCGGUGCGAACGGUGGCUAAGCUGGGCCCGGAGUGUGUGGGCACAUACUCGGAGCGUAUCUGUGGACGACCGCUGGGGAUAGAUUUCGACACCAAGGGAAACAAUCUCAUAGUGGCCGAUCCGUACCUCGGCAUCUGGCAGGUGCACAUUAAGACGGGCGAGAAGAAGCUGCUCGUCUCGAAAGACAACGCCAUCAUCGAGGAUGGUCCUACCACCCCUACCACCGCUACCAAGCAAUCGUCGAUUACCGCACGCCAACCGAACAUCCCGAACGCGGUGGCAGUGGCACGCAACGGUGACUUUUACUGGUCCGACACGGCAUCCGACUUCCUCUUCGAGGACGCCAUCCAAGCGGUGCUGUGCAAUCCCUCGGGCCGUCUGCUGCACUACUCCCGUGCCGAUGGCAAGAGCCGCGUACUGAUCGAUGAAGUGUACGGUGCCAACGGUGUCGUGCUAAGUCCGGACGAAAGCUUCGUGCUGGUCGGGGAGCUCGGUGGACAGCUGCUCCGCCGGUACUAUCUGAAGGGUCCGAAGGCCGGCACGCACGACGUGCUUAUCGAUGGACUGCCCGGUGCGGUAGACAAUCUGAACGGUGAUGCGACCGGAUUUUGGGUUGGGUUAGUUAUCGCGGCCGACCAAAGCAAUCCUUCCUUCAUCGCAAUGCUGGCACCGUUCCCGAACCUGCGCCGUCUGUUGGUGCGACUGUUCGUGCUGGUAGAGGCACCGUUCCGCCUGUGGUACGACACCACCGGCAGUGACUUUGCACUCUGGGUAACGCAUCACAUUGGCCAUCUGGGAGGAUUGGUCCCGCUGUUCCCGGAUCGUGGCACGGUACUGCGCAUGGAUUGGGAAGGUAAUAUCGUGUUCGCACUGCACAACGACGACACGUCCAGUCACGUCAUCUCGCAGGCGGUUCCGGUAGGGCAGGAACAUCUGCUACUGGGAUCCCCCGUCAAUCAGUGGCUGGGACGCGUGAAGCUAACGCCAGAAACGCUAGCCACCCUCAGGGGACAAAAGGCAACCACGGGUACGCAGCCGAAAAAGGCCGCCACUGAACCGCCAAGGGAGGAACUGUAGAAGCUGCUGGACCUGCUGGGUUCAGCCCGGAGUGAAUAAAACACGAACCAAGUACAAUUUACAUUUAUUUAAGUUUUCGUUUUCCUUUAGUUUAUAAAUAUCAGUUUGUUGUUGUUGUUGUGUUGGGGGGAGUGGCCGGGUGCGCUGCUGACACCGAUACGUCGGUCGGCCUGCCUUCCAUGAUUAUACUUUUCCUCUUUCUCUCUCAUGUUCGAUCUGCUCCUUCCGCAUCUUUUUUAUUUUAAUUUUAAACGGUUUUUUAUUCCAUUCUUCGUUUCUUUACUGUUUCUUCUUAUGUUUUUUUCUUCUUCUUCUUCUUUAAAUAUUCAGACACACAAAUAAACACAAUGCAAUCAAUCACCCCCCCUGCUUUUCUUACCACUCCAUUAUCAAUGAUGAUCCAUUUAGGGCUUUUGCUCACUUUAUCCUAUAUUAUGCUCGUAUCCUCUUACUAAUUUCAUUUUGUCCUUCCUUCCUUCUUCUCUUUCAUCAGUUUAGAGUUGUAGGUUUGUUUCUUGUAUUCUAAUUAUCAAGUCUUCCGUUUCCGACCAUCGUUCCUAUCGUCCGAGAGGCUUUCGAGAGUGUUAAAAGGAGUUUCAUGUUUUUUAGUAAUAAUUCUCUCUCGCUCUCUCUCUCUCAAGCUCCCUUCGCUUUUCCACGUUUUUUUUUAUCCUGUUGGCUUUCGACGAGGUUUACGACCCCUAAUGAGAAGCGAAAACCAGUGGAAAUUUUCAAUAUGUUAGCUAAAGUCGCUUCUCUCUUCACUUUCACACUUCUUGUGCCUUGUCUUCAAUUGUUUAGUCGAUUAUGAGAUUUUCGCCCGUUGCAACACACACACACACUUUCCUUUUGCCUUUAUGAUUAGUAGUUUUACGUUUUGUGUAAUUAUUAUCUUAUGUACCUUUCUGCUUCUUGCUUUCUUUCCGUUCCACUAAUGCAUUAGUACAGAAAUUGUAAACCUAGUUGAAAUUCCUCUUUCCCUUUUUGGUUUUAGUUGUAUUUUACUUUUGCUUCCAAUUGCGUGCUUCCAAAGUGCUAGCAGUGUUUUCGACGUGAGUUUGCUUUGGGGUAUUUGUGCUUAUUAUGUUGGCCGUUACCGUGCUCCGUUGCUCGUUUAAACGUACACGUGUUUUAGAGUUUUUAAAACCGCCAAAAGUAGUAGUAGUGGUAGUAGUAGUAGUAGUCUGCGAUAGGUUGACACUGCUUCGCCAACACGAACAAUUCGAUAUUACUUGUGUUUACCUGUGUCAACUUGUUGUGCGCUUUUGCCAAACUGUUUCGGUUUCUCCCGGUGCAGCAGCAAUUCCUAGCUUGCGUUUACUUUUGAUACUGAUGCAAUAGUAGAUAAUGAACGAUUUCCAAGUGGAGUUUGCUGGUGGUGGUGAAUUAUGCUGCCAUAACCAACCAUAACGCUUUACUUAACGCGCAGCUAAUCCAAGGGGAGCGAGGAUCGUUCGUGCUCAGCUCAGCACAGCACAUGCACAUUUACAAUAGAGAUAGCAGGAAGAGAGAAUGUCUGUAAGUGUCCGUGUGUGUGUGUUUUGAGUGGACUUGGAAUUGUAAUACUUUUAGUUUAGGCAUGCUUUUGCCAAAAUGUACGCUACUAACACACUCACACACACACAAAACUGCCGAUCCGUAUCCGUAUUGGUAUGGGUCAAGGAUCGUUCGUUACUCGCCUUAAUCCUCCGCUCACCAAGGUAUCUCUAUUUACAGUCCUACAACACGAGACAUUGCACAAAAAUUAGUACCAAUAGUUUUGUAGUCAGUCAAGCGUUGAAGAAGUAGAAAAAGGGUAUCUCCACCACUUGUCUUGUUUUUCACGUUUGGGGGGGGAAAUUAUAAAUACGGCUCAAUCUAUAUUCCGCUUUCGCUUUAAUUUUCUAUGUCACAUUUGACGCCGGUGUGAUGCCCUAUUUCUAAUGUAUUUGCAUGCAGUUGCUUUCUUUCUAUACGUUUCUAUGCCGUUUUUCCCCACUGGUGUUUUUAGGUAGUUUAUGUAAGAUUAGAGCGACUCACCGAGCUUUGAACCUCAAAAGAUGCCCCACCUAUUCUUAUUCUUUUUGGCAAAUAGAGCUCCCAAAAAAAGAAAAUCAUGAUGAACAUAACUGUAUGUUCCUCACUGUUGCUUCGUGUUUUCUAUACAUAUCUCUUUUUAAUUUUUAUCCUCGAUCAAUUCGAUUUCGUUUAACAAAAAAAAAUUCCAGCAUGCGGGGCGCGAUAUAUGUUCGUUCUAUCUCUAAAUGUUUUAAAUCGACCGAUCUGUCCGAUUAUGGAAAUUGCUUAUCUUGUGUCUUAUAUGCUAAUUGCUGCUUAUUCGCGCUUCGAACUGACGAUUGAGAUUACAUCCGGUUAAUGCUGUUGCCUGUACGAUACAAAAAGGGCAAAAAAGGGUAUACGGUAAUACUGUGCUCGCCCGCCAGCGACCGGUCGCUGUUGCUGCUGCUGCUGCUGCUGGCCUGCUGGAGUGUACGGUUGGUUAAAAUUUCUUUCACUUAUCCUUCUCUCUUAUCGUCCGUACAACAGACAGGGGUACAACAAUGGGAGACACCUAUCUGUAACAUAAACAAACACAAAAUUCCUACUUGCGCUGCUCCUGAACGAUAAAAUAGGAAUA